AUCGCAUUCACACCCAAUUGAUUUACCUCUUCACACCUUGGCGCUCUUUCUUACCUCUCUAGCGCGCACAAUCUCCCUCUCCCAACUGUCCCUGUUUGCGAAACCCUAAGCCUAACAGUAGUUUCAGCCAUGAAGGUGGAUCGUUCGAAGUCUGGCGAUGCGCUCAAGUCGGAAAACCGCCUAGCGGCAAAGGCUCCGGAGAAGCAGAAAAAAGGUAACCGAAAAACUAAAGAUCCCAACAAGCCGAAGCGUCCUCCUACCGCGUUUUUUGUCUUCAUGGAGCAAUUCCGGAAGGAGUUCAAGGAGAAGAACCCUAACAACAAACUGGUCUCAGUGGUUGGAAAAGCCGGCGGCGCUAAAUGGAAAUCUAUGUCCGAUUCUGAGAAAGCUCCAUAUGUAGCCAAAGCUGAUAAACUGAAGGAUGAGUAUUUGAAGAAGAUGCGCUCUUAUAAUGGAGACAAGAAAAGCGCGGCAGAUGAUGAAUCGUCAGACAAAUCCAAGUCCGAGAUCAGCGAAGUUGCUGGAAGCGAUGAGGAGGAAGACGAUGAUUAGGGUUUGAAGCUGUGGAAGUUAUUGUGGUGUUAGUACUAGUCUAUUGCAAAGGAAUUUAUAUUGCAUCGGAAUUAUAUAUCUCCAUUAAAAGUUUUUCUCUUUGUUUUUAUUUCAUGUUUUUGAUGUUUACAGUGUAAU
Molecule: messenger RNA, 690 nt
Organism: Phalaenopsis equestris
Lineage: Eukaryota; Viridiplantae; Streptophyta; Magnoliopsida; Asparagales; Orchidaceae
Product: DNA-binding protein MNB1B-like
Exons: 7
Coding region: 130-552 (140 amino acids)
Source: RefSeq, a predicted model, not a curated record